CUAGUAAACAUCAUCAUCAUCAUGAAUUCUUUUGCAUUGGCAGUAUUUUGCGCCCUUCUCUCAGUGAGCACCGCAUCCUGGUGGGGUGGCUAUCCUUCCACACUAACAUCAAGCGUCCUAUUGAAAAAUCCAUCACUUGCUACCACUGUCAUUGGAUAUGAUGGAGGCGUCGUCUCUGAAAAGAUUGUUCCCGGAUACUCCGCUCACACUGUUCCCUUGGUCACUCCAAUUAUUACUCAAUCUGCUCCCAUCUUUGCUCAAGCACCACUUCUAAGCUAUGGUUCAGUUGCUCACGUCGCUCCUUUACCUCUUAAAACUGGUACUCUCAUCGAUGGACCAUCCGGAACCAUCAAAACUUCUGGAUCCGCUAAUGGACUCAUUGCUUCAACUAUCUAUUGA
Messenger RNA from Agrilus planipennis (emerald ash borer), 399 nucleotides. RefSeq lists its product as uncharacterized. The record is from RefSeq and is a predicted model, not a curated record. The transcript is spliced from 2 exons. Lineage: Eukaryota; Metazoa; Arthropoda; Insecta; Coleoptera; Buprestidae. The coding region runs from base 22 to 399 and encodes 125 amino acids.